Messenger RNA from Salpingoeca rosetta, 4621 nucleotides. RefSeq lists its product as uncharacterized. Gene Ontology annotation, biological process: carbohydrate metabolic process. Bases 574 to 4401 code for a protein of 1275 amino acids. Gene Ontology annotation, molecular function: hydrolase activity, hydrolyzing O-glycosyl compounds. The transcript has 14 exons. NCBI's taxonomy places the organism in Eukaryota, Choanoflagellata, Craspedida, Salpingoecidae. The record is from RefSeq and is a predicted model, not a curated record.
UUUUUUUUCCUUCUGCAACGCUGCACACAAACACUUCUGUGUCUUGUUCAUGAUGAAUGAUGUGGAUGGAUGGAUGAAAACAAGGGGUGGAUGACGAUGAUGAUGAUGAUGAUGAGGGAUGGGUGAUGUGUGUUCAUGUGCUGAGUGUGCUGGUGUGUGCUGGUUGGGUGGAUGUGACAUUUGGGAUGUGCUGGGAUGUGCAGCGCCAAGCAAGCAAGCGUGUCACACGCGAGAGAGGCUUUCCGUUUGCUGAGAUGGUGUUUGAAUGCGCACGUCUCAAUCACCACCAGCACACCGCACGCAAGCACGCACACAUGCAACCGUGUCGUUUGUUGUGGUUGUGAUUCUGAUGUGCCCUUUGUGUGGGGGGGAGCAACCCUUACUCUCUACUUUGUGGUCAGCGUGCGUGGACCCUUGAGAACUCCCACCUCCACCUUCUCUGUCAGCAUUGUUCAUUUGUACACUUGCCCACCUCCCAUUUCCUCAUUCCACACGCACCUUACCAUCUUCCAUUGGCUCAUCACCUGCUUUCCUACCAUCGAUACGCGCCCAUAACACGGCGUGCGUGCCGUCAUGUCUGUACCAUCGCAUGGCCCACAACAACAGCAGCCAACAGGGCGCAACGUGCCCAGCUACGUGUUUCACAACGAAAGAGCUGCAGAAUUGAAGCACAAGAUGGACCAGGUCGAACACGAAUCCAUCACAUGGAUUCAAAAGAAGUUCCUCUCCACUUAUGAAGCGCUGUCCAGCAAGAUGCAGGCGCGGUACGACCCGCAAGAUGUCGACCGCGUUCGCAACGACCCGGAGUAUGUGGCCUCGUUUGUCCUGGCCAAGAGCAUGCAGCGCUCCGAGGCGUUUGCCAUGCUCGAGCGGUGCCUGCGGUGGCGCAAGCAGUUUGUGUCGACACUCAACCGCAGCAUUGUGGACGACAGCGUGCUUGCCGCCAACGCGUUCUUCUUCCUGGGCCGGGACCGUGACGGCCGCCCCGUCGGCACGCUGCGCAUGGCCCGCCACCAAAAGGGCGACUCGCACCGCCUCGCCUCCAUGAAGGCGCUCACCAUCUUGGUGAUUGAGGAGCAGUUGCAGGCGCUGCGUGCCCGUGGAGAACCGGAGGAAAUCACCAUCGUUGUCGACAUGGAGGGCUGCGGCCCUGCAAACAUCGACGUGGAGUACUUCCGGUUUCUUGUUGAUAUCUUCCGCGAUUUUUACCCCGGUGUGCUUGGGCUGAUGCUGCUGCUGGAGAAACCAUGGUUCACGAGUGGCCUCUGGGACCUCGUCAAGCACUGGCUCACAGAACUGGAGCUGGAGGCAUUUGCGCAGGUGAAUGUGGAGGAACUGGACACGUACAUUGACGUCAACAACCGCCUCGAUAACCACAAGGGCCACCUGAAGCCGCCAGAGAGCCGGGCACCGCCACGCAGCCCGCUAUCAAACGUGCAGGGACGCAGCACGCACGCUGACGAGCACUUUGGGUCGCCGAACGAAGCCAGCAAGACGCCAAGUCGCAAGCUUCCCUCCGCACCAGACACACCGCCCCCUCUCUUGCAGCUGCGCUCAGAAAAGGUCUCGGCACGCGCUCAAGCACGCCGGAGCUUCUCAAAGCAGAAGGUUGCUGAGUGGAGCAAAACACUCGCAAGCGGCCCGCCGUCGGAGAUGUGGAUGGAUGUGGAGAGCGUUGCAACGAUGGACGAGGUGGAUGAGCUCGGCAUGUACGACUUUGACAGCUUCCGUCUCUUCAAGCUCAACCCGGAAUGGGAGAUUGUGUUUUCGGGCAGUCUGGAGAAGGAUGCUGUUGAGAUGGUUGAGAUCAGCAACACAUGCGACAGCACCAUCAUCUAUCGUGUGCGCACGACAUCUUCCGACCGCUACCGCGUCAAGCCAAAGCUCACCGUCAUCCCAACAGGGGAGAGCAUCACGGUGACCAUCCACCGCAAGCCCGUGUCGGAGGAACAGCAGCAGCGACGGAAGGACGACAAGUUCAAGUUCAUUGCCUGCAAGGUCCCGGCCGAGGUUGCCCCAACACUCGCCACCAGAGACGCCAUGGAGAAGUUCUGGGGUACGGUUGAUGCGGGCAACUUUUACGAGCAGAUUCUGUCUGUGCGCAACGACACGUGGGGCCACAUGAACGACACCAGUCUCAGCGGCAGCAAAGGCCUCAACAUCAGCUCGACCGGCGCUGCUGCUGCUGGUGGUGGUAUGUCCACGUCCACGCCACGGCAGGGUGUGGCACCGCGCACAGCAGCAACACCAUCAUCGUCAGCGGUAGGAUCGCGCAUGGGCACGCCUGCACGCAGUCCAAACGCAAGCGCAGUGUCGUCAUCGUCAUUCCGGUCCAAGUCCAACCAGUCGUCGCCGCGACCAGCAGCACCAACGGCACCAGCACCGGCACCAGCAGUAGCACAACAACAGCAACAGAAACAGCGGCAGCAGGAGCCCGCAAUGAAUGCCAUUGAAGAAGCCGUUGAUGAGGAGACUGAUGAGCAGGCGAGCGCACCGGUCGAUACAGACGCAUCUACAGCACACAACGGUGCUGGAAACACGGGGGAGGACGAGGGCGCCGACGCCAGGGCCCGAGAAACUCAGGAGGAGGGGGCGGAGGAAGCAGACGAAGAAGAGGAAGAGGAGGAAGAAGAGGAAGAAGAGGAAGAAGAAGGGCUCGAUUUCGAAGAGGAGCUUGAUGGCGAUGAAGACCCGGUGCCCACACCGCUGCGCAAGGGCGUCAUUGCCCGGGAGACUGGCAGAUCCGUCUCGUUUGCCCCGCAGGACGAAGUUGCGUCCGAGGACACGUCACAAUCGCGUAUCGCUGACGAGCGCCGACGUCUUCAGGCGCAGAUUCGACUGCAGCAGUUGCGGGCAUCGCGUCCAGCCAACGUCUACAGCCUCUUCACCUCGGGCCACAUUAACCUCAGCCACUUUCUCGUCGCAGCCACCAUCGCCGUGGCGGUGUCGUACAUUGUGGCGGCGGCGUUCUUCGACUCUGACAUUAUCAUGAUGCCAAACUCAAGCAAGCGGUACCGUGGCCUGGACCUGGACAAAGUGUUUGACAUCAACGAGACCGAGACGGUGGACGGUAACGCCACACUGCUGGACCCGCUGUCCACCCCACUUACGUCCGAGACGCUCCACGAUGCAAGUGCAGGUAGUGCAUCCGACGGUGGUGUUGUUGGUGGUAGUGGUGGUCCCAGCACUGAGGGUGGGACGACAGGUGAAGAGGUACCAAUAACCACGGCAACGAACUCCGGUUCAAGUUCUUCACCACCAACUCCGCCGCCCGUAACCGCCUACACCGCAACAAUGGAUGCGCCCGAACCACCUAGCGACACGUUCUCCCCGCCGCCUGUUGUGCAGCAGCCACAAUAUCAGCAGCAACAUCAGCACGAGUAUCAGCGUGACACAGCGCUUCCACCACCACGCACACAAGCACCACCACAACAACAGCAGCAGCAGCAGCAGUCACGUGGAAUGCCAUCUACGCGGCCAGAUGACAGCCCUUCGCUCACGCAGAAUGCGCAGCACCAACGCGAGCAGCAGCAGCAGCAGCAGUCAGCGCGGGCGGGUGGCGCUGAUCGGCGAGGAGGAGGUGGUGGUGGUGGUCGGUGGAGCGAUGAUGGCACUGUGCUGCAUGCAGCCCCGACAGCACGUGUGGAUGCACAGCAGCGACGUGAUGUGCCGAGCCAGGCAACGACGACGACCACGACCAUUUCGUUUCCUGUGCACGGCCUUGAUCCCGCUGUGUGGGAGGUGGCCAAUUGGGCCAAUGGCUCUCCGUACGCGUGUCCAUUUGAAGGGACCAAAGUGUCCUCCGAGCCGCACCGCAACCUUGAGCUGAGCGUCGGUCCCUCUGCGCACACGCGCUAUGCGUGCGGCGCUGGGGAGGUGCGCACGCAGGAGUUUUUGGGGUACGGCUGCUACCGGUCUGUGCUUCGACCCGGUCGCACCCCUGGCGUUGUUGCGUCGUUCCAGGCGUUUAGCGGCGCGCUGGACAACGGCGGGAACGGCGAGCACAACGAGAUUAGUCUGCAGUUUCGUGGCGCAGACACGACGCGGCUGUAUCUCAUCAUCUGGACCAACGGGCAGUUGGCUGCGCAGCACGUGGUGAACCUUGGCUUUGACGCCACGUACGAGUUCCACACAUAUGGGUUCCUGUGGACGGAGGAUGGCGUGGAUUUUGUUGUUGACGGGCGGCUGGUUUGGCGGCGGCCGAGCGCAGCGCGUGUUGGCAGUCAGCAGGUGCACACGCCAUCUGCAGGGGACGCACAACUCAAGGCCAUCCUCAACACGUGGGCCGUGGAUGCCUCUGCAGAGAAGGUGGCUGGGCUGUAUGAGGGCGGGGUUUCGCUUAUGGAGGUGGCGGCUUUUUCCUACUCCACCAACCACGCCACGUGCGCCCGCAUGCUCUAAUAACGCAACAUGUUUUCUUGCUUUUUGUUGUGUGUGUGUGUGUGUGUGUGUGUGUGUGUGUGUGUGUUUGUUAUAUGGAGACGAUUGGGGUGAGUUGUGUCGCGUGCUUUCGACAACAUGCAUGCUUCUUUCACACCAUACCACAACUCUCGCUCGUUGUCUCUUUUAUUUGUUCAAUUUGAUUCAAGGAAACUACUCCUCAACAAACAAGAGAUGGCUG